Molecule: messenger RNA, 4260 nt
Organism: Symbiodinium natans
Lineage: Eukaryota; Dinophyceae; Suessiales; Symbiodiniaceae
Source: the annotation of a GenBank genome assembly
AUGGGUGCGCAAGACAUGUCGGUGCGGGGCCAGCUCUCUGCGACGCGGCUCCGGCCGAGGCUCACUGGGAUGCUCCGAGCACGCCUCUACCCGCCGGACCGCGUCCAUUUCGACGUCGACCAUGAGGCGAUCAUCCGCUACCAGGUACUGGACAAGCAGCCCUCCAAGAAUGGCGACGUUUCCGCCAAGGACGGCUUCUGCCUCCAGAAGUUCGUGAAUCCCAACGGCCUCGCCGGGGACCGGCACGACGCGCGACAGUACUUCACCUCCUACCUGAACCAGUGUGGCAAAGCUGCAGGAGAUGAUAUGGACAGACAAAGCAUCGCAGACUUCAUCUACGACACGACUGCUGGGAAGGGAAAGGAGAUGGAUGAGGGCGACCAAUUCACAGCCGUCCAGCAGGUGAUCCUCACCAUCACCAAGCAGGACUUCCAGCGCCUGCGCGGACUUACGCAGAAGCUGAUGAGGUACGACCGCUUUCCAACGCAGGAUGAGAAGUCCAAGGCCAAGAAGGGGCCGCAGACGGAGAUGGAGUACGAGUUCGGCUCAGAGCUCGACUUCGUCUACCCCUUGGAGGCGGACUCUUCGGCCUGGCGGCCCACCGCUGAGGAGCCGGAAAAGGAGUCUGUUGAGCAGCUCUUCUUCCAUCGCGCCAAGGAGCUGAUUCGAGGCAGCGGCUCCUCUGCCCCGCCGAAGGCCAAGCCCAGCAAAGUCGAGAGGCGGAAGGAGCUCAUUUGGUUUCGAACUGCCUGCGAAGAGCAUCUAACACGGCAGGCUGCAGGAAGUUCAUCCAGUGGCGGCGGUAGCGCAUCCAUGACGGUAGAAGAGCUGAUGGGGCAGCUACUUGAAACGUUAGACAAGGGCGAGGAUGCCGAUCAGGGUGCUCUGAUUGAUCUCCUCGGAUUCGAGGCCUUCGAGUUCGUCGGUCAGCUCAUCGACCGGCGUGCCAGCAUCCUCGAGGACUGGAUAGAGUUGAAGCGGCAAGCUUCAGACAUCAUAACCAAGCAGGGGCAAUCCGCAGCUGCCGCGGCGAAGCCGCAGCAGCGUGGAGCCAGCUUUGGUCCUCGCAUCUCCGUCAUGUCUGAGAGCGAGAAAAAGAAUGCAAAGAUGUCGAAGAAGGCCGCCAGUCGCGAGAACCGCCCCAGCAGCGAGAACGCGCACUCCGCGGCCUUGCAGUUGCUGGCGUCACUGAGUACAGAUCCCGACGAGCUUGAUGCAGAGCUGGAGAUAAAGAAGCCUCUGGUGACGCCGAAGCCUGCAAGCGAGAAGAACAAGAACAUCCAUCAGUCGAACCUGUCCGGCAUGGGUCUUCGCUUGGUACUCCCCGAGGGCACCGAGCGGAAGCACUUCAAAGGAUACGAGCGCGUUGAUGUGCCAGCGGCACCUCCGUUUGACCCCGACGUGGCGAAAGUGAACUACAUCCAGAUCAAGGAGUUGCCACAAUGGGCGCAGAUCGCCUUCAAAGGAACGGAGAAGCUGAACACAAUCCAGUCGAUCGUGUUCAACGCGGCCUUUGGGCGCUCGCAGAACUUGCUGAUAUGUGCCCCGACAGGCGCCGGCAAGACCAACAUCGCCGUUCUGACGAUCCUGCGCCUGAUCGGCCAGCACAUGGAUGCUGCAGGUGGCAUCGGCCGCGACUUCAAGGUGGUCUACAUGGCGCCCAUGAAGGCUUUGGUCGGUGAGGUCUCCGAGAAGUUCCAGCAGCGGCUGGGACCACUGGGAGUGAACGUCGCCGAGCUGACCGGGGACAUGAACCUCACAAAGAAGGAGCUGGAGCAGGUCCACGUCAUCGUGACGGUCCCUGAAAAGUGGGAUGUCAUGACGCGCAACACUGCAUGCGGAGGUGGACAGAGCGAUGACAGCUUGCAAAAACUUGUGCAGCUCAUCAUCAUUGACGAAGUCCACCUUCUGAACGACGACCGCGGCGCGGUGAUCGAGACCGUGGUGGCGCGCUCCUUGCGCUUCCAGGAGACCAGUGGCCAACCCGUGCGCAUCGCAGCGCUGUCUGCCACGCUGCCCAACUACCAGGACGUGGCCUCCUUCUUGCGAGUGGAGGGAGAGAACCUCUUCUACUUCGAUUCCUCCUACCGGCCCAUUCCGCUUGAGACGUCCUUCCUUGGCAUCACAGAGACCAACCGCGUGAAGCAUCUCGCAAAGCUGAACGAGAUCUGCUACGAAGCCGUGGUGGAGCAGGUCCGAAAAGGCCACCAAGUCAUGGUCUUCGUACACUCUCGGGGGGACACCUUCAAAACAGCGUCAGCUUUGGCACAGAUGGCUCAGGACAACAACCACCAGGGCCAUUUCGACAUGCGCACGCACGAGAAGUACUCCUACUUCCAGCAGCAGGUUCAGAAGUCCAGGAACAAGCAGGUGCAGCUGAUUUUCGAGUCAGGCUUCGGCAUCCACCAUGCCGGUAUGCUGCGCUCAGACCGCACGCUUACCGAGAAGAUGUUCCUGGCUGGCGUCAUCCCAGUGCUCUGCUGCACGGCGACACUUGCCUGGGGCGUCAACUUGCCCGCAAGGAGUGUCAUCAUCAAGGGAACCUCCAUCUUCGACUCCCAAGCGGGCGGAUACAAGGACCUGGGCAUCUUGGAUGUGCAGCAGAUCUUCGGUCGUGCUGGCCGCCCGGGCUUCGACACGCAAGGCCAUGCCACUUUGAUCACCGAGCACGCCAAGCUCAACACCUACCUGCGAUUGCUCCUGCACCAGAUGCCCAUCGAGUCGAAAUUCCUGGAGAACAUGGCGAAUUCCCUGAAUGCCGAGAUCGCCAUGGGCAACGUCUCUUCCGAGAAGGAUGCUGCUGACUGGCUGCGCUACUCCUACCUCUUCGUGCGCUUCUUCCGCACACCGCAGAAGUUUGGUAUCACCCAACAGGACUUCGAAACCGACCCCACCCUGGAGAAGAAGCGAAGAGAGUAUGUCCAUGAGGCAGCCAGCAAGCUCUGCAACGCGCGGCUCAUACGAAUCGACAACAACCGAAACUACAACCCGACGGACCUGGGGCGCGUGGCCGCGCGCUUCUACGUCGAUUGGGAGACCGCGGAAUCGUUUAGCAAGGGUCUCGUGCAGCACAUGGACGAUGACAGGAUACUUGCGCUCUUCGGCAAGGCGCACGAGUUUAGCCAACUGAAGAGCCGCGAAGAUGAGCAAGCGGAGCUGGGGCAGCUGAUGGAAGACCCGCAGGUCUGCCCUGUCCGAGUCCUUGGCGGCACAGAUAACAUCUACGGCAAGGUGGCCAUCCUACUGCAAGUCUACCUCAGCCGGAAGUAUAUCGAGGGCUUCAGCCUGGUCAGCGACUGCAACUACGUGCUGCAGAAUGCCUCGAGGCUCUUCCGUGCCCUCUUUGAGAUCACCAUGACGCGGGUGACCAACAUGAGCGAGAUGAGCGACCGGCUCCUUGAAUGGUGCAAGAUGAUCGAUCAACGACUCUGGCAAAGUCAGCACGUGCUGCGGCACUUCUGCUACCCACCGGGAAGCGCCAACAGCAACAAGGGGGGGAAGUCGCUGGACGAAGGGCCCAAAGGCGGCGUCCUGAAAGAGCAGAUCGUCAAGAAGCUGGAGGAUGCAAACUUCGACUACUGGACGAUCAUCAACAUGUCGGUAUCGGAGCUGACCAACAUGGCGGACAGCAAGGAUUGGGGCAAGGCCAUCGACAAGUACAUGAAGCGUGUGCCGAAUUUGGAGCUGGGCGCCAAGAUCCAGCCAAUCACGUCCACCAUCAUGAGGAUCACGCUGACCAUCAAGCCCAACUUCGACUGGAGCGAUCGUUGGUCCGGGCCUUCUGAGCCCUUUUGGGUGUGGGUCGAGAAUCCCGAGUCGCAGGACAUCCUGCACAGCGAGUACUACGUGCUGCACAAGAGGAACCUACAAGACUCCGGCCAGUUGUCCUUCGCCAUUCCGCUGACGGAGCCGCGGCCGCCACAGUACGUCAUCUCCGUGGUUAGCGACCGAUGGGUGAACGUGAAGUUUACUCAUGAGUUCUCCGUGCAGCAUCUGCUCCUGCCGGAUCGCCAGCAGGCCCACACGCCCCUUCUGGACUUGACCCCGGUGCCCGUGAAAGCCCUGCACAACCCGAACUUCGAGAGGCUGUACAAGUUCACCCACUUCAAUGCGAUCCAGACGCAGGUCUUUCACACUUGCUACCACACCGACUACAAUGUGCUUCUAGGGGCCCCUACUGGUAGUGGCAAGACCAAUGUCGCGGAGCUGACGAUGCCCGUUGCCCCAAAGUUUCUAAGGAUCAUGGCGCUUCGAAAUUAG